AGUUUGGAUGAACCCGACCCCAUGGAGAUGAAAUGCUAGGAACGCAUGACUUGUCUCAUAUGCAGCAGAGAGCCAGUACUAGUGCCGCACUACUUUUUGGUGAACUGGCGAGCACCAACAGCCUUGUACAUACUGGUCUUUUUCAUACCAGCACUGCAAUAUCACUUGGUUACGUGGCGUGUCCCAUGAGUGCAGUACAAGCUGAUGAGGUGGCGAGCACAAGUAGUGUCCCGCAGCCACCAAGAAUUCAAACAGACCCGUAGAGCCCAUAGUGUCCUUCCGGAUGUGCUUGCAAAUCCUUAUUGGCAGGCAACAGAUUCUGCAGCACCCACAACUUCCCCCAUUCACUACCCAACCC
Molecule: messenger RNA, 358 nt
Organism: Staurois parvus
Lineage: Eukaryota; Metazoa; Chordata; Amphibia; Anura; Ranidae
Source: the annotation of a GenBank genome assembly